Molecule: messenger RNA, 2096 nt
Organism: Episyrphus balteatus (marmalade hoverfly)
Lineage: Eukaryota; Metazoa; Arthropoda; Insecta; Diptera; Syrphidae
Product: molybdenum cofactor synthesis protein cinnamon-like
Exons: 8
Coding region: 61-1884 (607 amino acids)
Biological process (GO): molybdenum incorporation into molybdenum-molybdopterin complex; gamma-aminobutyric acid receptor clustering; glycine receptor clustering
Cellular component (GO): dendrite; cytoplasm; postsynaptic membrane
Molecular function (GO): molybdopterin molybdotransferase activity
Source: RefSeq, a predicted model, not a curated record
CACCUGUCAUAAAAAGUCAAAAGUCAAACAGGUACACUGCCCAAGUACUACAAGAAAAACAUGGAUCAACCAGUGUUUGUUGUCCUAACAAUCAGUGAUUCGUGUCACCAACAAACAGCAAUUGAUAAAAGCGGUCCACGUUUAGUGGAAUUGGUUAAAGAAACUUUUUCCAAUUGCCAAAUAAUUACCGAAAUUCUACCCGACGAACGUAGUGUCAUCAGUAGCAAACUAAAUGGCUAUGCCCUCAGAAAUGUUCGUGCAAUUUUCUCAACUGGUGGCACCGGUUUCGGUCCCAGAGAUAUUACACCCGAAGCUACUAAAGAUGUUAUACAAAAAGAAUGUCCACAACUCGUGUUGACAAUGGCUUUGGAGAGUCUCAAGAAAACCCCCUUUGCUGCAUUAUCUCGAGCUGUUGCAGGUAUACAUAAUAAAACACUGAUUGUCAAUUUUCCAGGCAGUGAAAAAGCAGUAGUCGAAUGUUUUGAAUCCAUUCGAGAGGUACUGCCUCAUGCGCUCCAAUUAAUUGGUGAUGAUUUUAAAUUAGUCCAAAAGACUCAUAUGGAAGUUCAGGGAAGUUUUGCUAGAAUGGAAAGAGGACACGUUUGUCCACAUAAAACUGCUAUUUCUGGAGAUCACAAUGAUCGGAAUUCACCAUUUCCAAUGUUGGCCGUUCACGAGGCACUUGGAAUUAUGUUUCGAAUUGUUGUGGUGCAACGAACAAUUCCGAACUUUUUGUCGCAAUAUGUAGCACCUGUUGAUAUCCCACCAUUUAGAGCUUCGAUAAAGGAUGGCUACGCAAUGAAGUCGGCAGGAUUUUCUGGUGCAAAGAAAGUCAUAGGAUACAUAGCUGCUGGUGAUGAGGUUUCGGACUAUGAACUUCAAGAAGAUGAAUGUUUCAAAAUAAAUACCGGUGCCCCAAUUCCAAAUCAUUCAGACUGUGUUAUUCAAAUAGAAGACACUAAACUUUUGCGUACUACAAAACAGGGCAAUGAAGAUUUAGUGGAGAUCUUGGUUGAACCUAAGGCUAAUCUAGAUAUAAGGCCGAUUGGAUGUGACCUAAGAAAAGGCACUCAACUCUUUCCUAGCGCCGAUCAUUCCGAAGUUGUGGUUAAAUCAAUUUUAGCUUCUGUUGGAAAAACUAUUCAAUUUAAGAAACCAAAAAUAGCUGUUAUUUCCACUGGCAGUGAACUUCUAGCCCCAGAUGAUGUGGAAGUUUCGGGUAAAAUCUACGAUUCAAAUACAACAAUGCUGGAAGAAUUGUUGGCCUAUUUUAAUUUCGAUUGCAUGAUGAAGAGUGUCUUGAGAGAUGAUUUCGAGUCACUUAAAGCUGCAGUUGAAGAAAUUUAUCAAUCAGUAGAUUUCAUUAUUUGCAGUGGAGGUGUUUCAAUGGGCGAUAAAGAUUAUAUAAAACCGGUUUUAGAGAAACUAGGUUUUCAAAUUAAUUUUGGACGAAUUAAUAUGAAACCUGGAAAACCCAUGACCUUUGCAUCAAAUACUAGUAACGGAAAAUAUUUCUUUGGUCUACCAGGAAAUCCAGUAUCAGCUUUUGUAACAUUUCAUUUGUUUGCACUGCCAGCCAUUCGUUGGGCUUCCGGUUGGGAGAGGGAUAAAUGCGAGUUGGCAACAAUUCAAGUUACUCUUCAAAACGAUAAUAUUGAUCUUGAUCCUAGACCCGAAUAUGUUCGUGCUUCGGUAACUAGUAAAAAUGGACGUCUCUAUGCUUCAGUCAAUGGAAAUCAAAUUAGCAGUAGACUACAAAGCAUUAUUGGUGCUGAUGUUCUUGUUCAUUUGCCGGGAAAAACGCCAGAAAAACCAGUUGCAUCGGCCGGUGACAUUUUGAGAGCAUCUGUGCUGCGUUAUGAUUUUAUAUCAAAAUAUGAAUAAUCGUAUCUCGUUGAAUUACUUUAUAUUUAAUCAAUGCAACAAAAAAACUAUUUUUUUUCCAUUUAAAUGGCUUUAUUGGUUCUAAGUAUAAAAUCGAAUUUACUUUUAGUUGUUAUAAAAAUGAUCAAAAAAAGAAAAUAUUUCUUCUACAAAAAUUGGGAACAAAAUUAGAUAUUAAUAAAAUUAAUUAUACACCAUAAAUAUACAAAUAA